This is a messenger RNA of Amphiprion ocellaris (clown anemonefish), 4189 nucleotides long. RefSeq names its product zinc finger protein GLIS2-like. The coding region runs from base 507 to 1985 and encodes 492 amino acids. The record is from RefSeq and is a predicted model, not a curated record. Gene Ontology annotation, cellular component: nucleus. NCBI's taxonomy places the organism in Eukaryota, Metazoa, Chordata, Actinopteri, Pomacentridae. Gene Ontology annotation, biological process: regulation of transcription by RNA polymerase II; smoothened signaling pathway. The transcript has 7 exons. Gene Ontology annotation, molecular function: RNA polymerase II cis-regulatory region sequence-specific DNA binding; DNA-binding transcription factor activity, RNA polymerase II-specific.
UGGAAGCUCAGUUGACCAGCGUCGCAACUGAGCGAUGCGCCUCCGGGAGAGCCUCUACCUUUUUUUGCGGCAGAUUUGACAUUCACAUCGCAGAUUCUCACACCUGAGCGGCAUUUAGUUUUUCUUUUUCCUCCUCCUCGACAUUAAUUUCUGUGCGUCAGAGUGAUUCUGACAGAAAACUACUCCAGGACAAGGUUUUCCAUUGUGAAAACUGACCACUCGCAACAGGCAUUUGUGUUUUUUUUCAUCGUGAACGAGUCCCAGCGGGGGAUUUGAUUUCAUCCAACACACAUUUGUUUCAUUGGGAAAGCAGCCAACGACAACUGAUAACUCAGUCGGAGAUGGUAAAGGAAACAGCGGACUGACAGGCUUUGGUUGUGGUGAAUUGUGUGCUCAGGUUGCGACUGCUGAAGCUCUCCAGCAUCUUCAGACAGACUACAGGGAGCAGAGGAGGCCGACUGACGGUCCACAGGCUGAGAGAAGGCAGGCAGCAGUGAGCAGCCACCAUGUUGUCUUUAGACGAGCCGCUGGACCUGAAGCUCCCGUCAGGACGAACAGCUGGUCCGGUGACAUUAGGAAAGAGGGCUUGUCCUUCCUCCAUCUGCGCCCCCCUCAAUGCCACACGACCACGACUCCAGUGCACAACCUUCCCAUCACCUCCUUCCUCUCCAGAUUCGCAGUCUUCCUCUCAAGAACGACCCGGGUCCUGCUUCAUCCCUCCAGCCAUGGACCUCAGCCUGUCACCUUCCUCCCGCCACGCCUCUUCCCUCUCCCCAUCUCCCUCCUCCCCCUCCUCCCCCUCUCCCUCCUCACCCCUGGAGUGCCCUCACAGCAGCAGCAGCCCUCAGCCACAUCUCUUCUCUCGGGAAGCAGCUCAUCAUCGAGGUGUGGAAGGUGGAGCUUCCCCGCCGGGUUAUCCGUUUUAUUUCCCGAUCAGAAGCCCACCGAGAGGCUACAGCUUCCCCUCCUCCCUGUUCAUUGGUCAGAACAGAGAGAAGCCGGUUUCCCCAGAGCCCUCACUAGAUGGUCAGCUGGCCUGCCGCUGGAUGAAGUGUCACCUCCUGUUUGACUCGCUGCAGGACCUGGUGGAUCACAUCAACGACUUCCACGUCAAGCCUGAAAAGGAUUCUGGGUACUGCUGCCAGUGGGAAGGCUGUGCUCGAAACGGGAGAGGCUUCAACGCCAGGUAUAAAAUGCUGAUUCACAUCCGCACACACACCAAUGAGAAACCACACCAUUGUCCCACCUGUAACAAGAGCUUCUCCCGUCUGGAGAACCUGAAGAUUCACACCCGCUCACACACAGGGGAGAAACCCUACAUCUGCCCUUAUGAAGGCUGCAGCAAACGCUACUCCAACUCCAGUGACCGCUUCAAGCACACUCGCACCCACUACGUGGACAAGCCUUACUACUGCAAGAUGGCAGGCUGCCUGAAGCGCUACACGGAUCCCAGCUCACUACGCAAACACAUCAAAGCUCACGGUCACUUCGUGGCCCAGGAGCAGGGCACUUCCAGCAGGCUGGGGACGGGGCUGGGUGGUCCCGGGCACCAGAGUGCCGCUGAACUGCUCCCUGUAGGCGGAGCUCAUGUCAUCAUCCCUGGGGCGGCUGCAGCUCUCCUCGGGGGUCUCGGGACCUCCUUGCCGCUCUCUGCUUUCUGCCAUGCCAGGGCCCUCGGCCACCACGGGGCACCGCUCUUCUCCAUGGGUGGAGGAGGAGGCAGCGGCAUGGGGCCACUCGGCCUGUCAGACUCCCCACUGCUACACUUCGGACUCUCUGCUGCGUCGAUGCUGGGGCUGGGAGCUCUGGGAGGUCUGGGCCGAGUGGCUGGGAGAGAGCCAGAGGAUGAAGAGGAAGAGGAGGAAGGAGAGGAGGGGGAAGCGCUGAACCUAUCUGCAGGGGUGGGGUCCAGACGGAGUGACCCCUUGUCAUGGGUGGUUGUUCCCUCGAGGGCACUGCUCCUCAAACCAGCUGUUGUCAGCUAGAAUGUGCACUCAGCGACACAUCCAACCAGGGAGUGUGUCUACGUCUUUUCUGUUUCAGCAUACGUGUGUGUCUGGAUGUGCUAUACAUGCAUGAUUGUGGAAUGUGUGUGUGUGUGUGUGUGUGUGUGUGUGUGUGUGUGUGUGUGUGUGUGUGUGUAUGAUGGAUCAAAAGUCACUGCCACCUUCAGAGCCAUAAAAAAAAACUUAACUAGUCAUUCCAGCCUAACAAGCGAAGGCCAACUGAGCGUAGAAGCCUUUGUGAUGACUGUAAAAAACCUAAACAAGAUCUCUGAGUACUUGAUUGCAUAUUUCAGCUGUCUUAACAUUUAGUCAUUUCACCCAAAUUACAAAGGAAACAAACACACAUCCUAAAGGUAUCUACCAAUGCAGAUCCAGUUUUAUCUACUGACGCUGACAUGAUGUACAAUAUUCAUCUCAGAUUUAUCUCCUACAACAGCUUUAAAAAUAACAAUUGGAUAUUUAAAAAAAAUCACAAGUAACUUAUUUCCUUUUAUUUUGAAUAAUCCUUAAGCUUUAGAGUAAAUUCCUUUCAUCUAUGUUGGUAUGAGAAGUGAGAUGUAAGAGGAGCAAAAGACACUGAUUUUGUACUUUGUUCCCAUUUUACUGUGCAGUUAGAGUUAAGAAACACAUAAUUUAACUUUACAGUUAAACUUCAUCACUCAGUCUCAUGGCUAAUCAAUGACGUAAUGUCGUCUGUCAGUCAGUGUCAGGUACUGCAGUCCUGCUAAAAAUUAUGUCUGCAUGAUUAGAUACUAUAGAAGAGAGGAAAUGUGUGAUUUGGUUGAACCGACCUUUUAACAUGCCUCAGCUCACCCAAUGUUUUUCUGUUCAUCUGAAUCUUGACUUUACAAACAGUUUUCAGCAGACAAUCACAUGUAUGAGAUUUACCAAACCAGGUCAGGUGUAAUUUUUACAGUGACAACCCCCACUGACUGCUUCUCUUUGCCCAUAUUUGCUCACCGUUAGUAAAGAUGGGGUGGAGCAGGGUUGUGGGGAGCAAAAGGAAAUAGUUAGUACACAACAGUGUAAUGUAAUAUUGAAAAUACCACUUUGCAGAUCUACCAUUUUUAAAACCAUUUACAUUUUUCUCCUUCGGGCAACAUUUGUGUUUGUGCAAUUAAAACGCAAGUUCCAAAAAGUAUAUCGUUUGAAAAUUAUACACCAAUAUCUCAUAAAAUGAUGGCUGACAUUUAAAAAAAACAAUCAAAAGCAUUUUAGCUUAUUUUAAUUCAACUGUUUACAAAAUAUUUAAGUGUUUUAUGCGAGAGUUUUGUGGUAUUGAAAGAGAUUUUGUACAGAUGCCUGCUGACAGAAUGGACUUACGGCGAUUUGGAAUCACAUCCUCUAAAGUGUGACUCAGUCUCGUUGUUUAAAGAAGGUUUCUGUGACUCUAACCUGCAGGCAGACCAACUUCUAUAUGUGCUUCUGAGGUGACCCCUCACCACUUUAAUGUCCAAAUCCACAGCAAACAGUGUCUGUGUACAUCUGCAACACUACGAUGUGUGACGAACAGUUCAAAGCCACACAGAGAACAUGUAUUUGACCAUGUGAUUUUUAAAGUCACAAGAGGAAAGAAAAAAUACAACUAUGUUGACGCAACUGAAUGUAGGUUUGAGGUUUACUCCUUUGCUUGCAGCUUAUCUUAGUCCUUGCUCCAUUAAUCAUUCCAAGACAAUGGUCUCCACAGGAUCGGCCCUUUCUUUUAAAUACCUUAAGAAAACAUUCUCUUAGGAACAAGGUAGACAAAGGUGUGUAUUAGGCAAUAAUGAGUACACAUUUGCUUCAGAGGAAUGUUAAGACAUGAAAAGGUACAGAAGAAGAAGAAGCCAAAUAGUUAAAAAGCAGUCUUGAGCAUUUUUGGAAGGGGAAAUGUUUGACAAUGGCCACGUGUGGCCAGUAUCUGUGUCAAUUUAUCUUGUAUUCAUGUUUGCACAUUGAUUUAUCCUAAUCUCAAAAGUGUCCAAGUGCCUUGUGUUUCAGCUGAAAUAUAUCACACAGUAUAUGAAAAAAUAUUUACGCAGAUGUAAAGUGUAUAAAUGUACUUUUCAUUACAUUUUAAAAGAAUUUAACAACUUGACAACAGAUGUGAUUUGUACAUCAGGGCCACUGCAGCACCUCCCGAGGACAACACCAGUGUUGAUGACUGUGACAAUGACUCUACGUCAAUAAACACGACAACAACA